UUCCAUUGAUACCUUGCAAGACAACAUCGUCCUCUUCAUCGAAGUUUGCUUAGCAACCUACAAGAGCCAGAACACAAACCGGCAAGACGCAUAUGUACCAAAUAUAUAAGCAAUAAUUUCCAAUCCUCGUGCCUUGCAGUACCGGAUUCCCCCGUCCAAUGCCUCCCCAAGCCUUCAGAUUCCUCGACCUACCUCCAGAGAUCAGGCAGAAGAUAUACACCCUUAUCUGCACGUCCGACUCUCUCUGCGUCCCUCUCGACGAACCAGAUGCUCACUCCUCCUACCCUUCUAACCUUCUCCUCACCAACUCUCAACUCUACCACGAGGUCCGACCCUUCUAUUUUACCGUCAACGCCUUCUCAGUCACCGUCCGCCGGCAGAACGAGGACUGGGCCUACUUCCUCUCCCCCUCCUUUCUAGACAACAGAAGACAGGUCCGGAGUUUGGAAAUAACGCUCCUCCGCUGGGGGUCGAAGAACUUCUUUCAUGAGACGCUGAUACCGGUGCUCGAAGACUGUAUCCUUAAUGGGAGACUGAGGUGUUUGGAGAUCAGAGUCUCGGAUAAAUGGUUUCGCUCACAAAUAGGCCAGAGAAAUACCGGAAAUUAUCAGGGAGAUACUUUGAGUACUUUGAAGAGGAUUUUGCUGGAUCCUUAUUUAGAGAAGGCCGUUUUAAAGGCGGGGGUUAUAAGUGAUACAGAAUCAAACGACUACGACGAGAAGCCCACGUUGACGGAUGUCACAUUGAAACUUCUCGAGCCCCACCUUAAAGAAGCUGGGGAGAGGAGAUAUUUCUAGUGAGCGGUAUUUAUAGAUAGACGGAUGCGACAAGUCCGUAAAGACUUGGGUUAUCAGUCACUCACGUCACCUCAUAAGUUUUUGACAAUUUUAUUCAAUUAACAAACCAUUCUUCCUGUUCUACAAGCGCGCGCUAUGCCCGUAGGAAAAGUAGGAAGAAACCUUUGCAUCAGAGAGCAACCAGAUCAGAA
Amorphotheca resinae ATCC 22711 is the source of this 988-nucleotide messenger RNA. RefSeq lists its product as hypothetical. Bases 159 to 797 code for a protein of 212 amino acids. The record is from RefSeq and is a predicted model, not a curated record. The transcript has a single exon. Lineage: Eukaryota; Fungi; Ascomycota; Leotiomycetes; Helotiales; Amorphothecaceae.